Molecule: messenger RNA, 623 nt
Organism: Lolium perenne
Lineage: Eukaryota; Viridiplantae; Streptophyta; Magnoliopsida; Poales; Poaceae
Source: RefSeq, a predicted model, not a curated record
AAGCGCUCACCGCCGCCGUGUCAAAACCCCAACGCCGGCGUCUCUCUCUUGGCCCUGAUCCGACCAGCCGCGGGGGGUAGGAGAUGGCGCAGCCGAGCAAGGAGCCGUGCAAGAAGGAGGCGUGCGACAUCCAGGCCUGCCUCUCCAAGAAUCUCUUCGAUUCCAAGAAGUGUUUGAAAGUUAUUCAGUCACUUCAGUCUUGUUGUGACCAGUGCGAGUACAAAUCAACACAUUGUGGUUCUUUGACUGGGUUACUGAAGAACAUAACAAAGUGAUGUAACAUGACCGCCAUGUUUUUCUGUAGCCAUUUAAUCAAGAUGAUCUUUGCAUUUACAGGUCAUUGUAGGUUACUAGGUUUGCUCAGUUUCUCUUAUUCAUCAUGGUACAGUACAAUCUGGAUGCUUCAAUUUACUUUGCUUAGUGGAUCAUGUUGACCACAGCAUACCAUAUUGAGUUUUUGAUGUUGGUGCUAUUAUGAGAGGAAGUCACAUGGGACUGGUUGAUUGGCUGAAUUAUUAUGUUAUUCCUACUUGCAGCAUCACUGAGGGAGAAAAAAAUACUGCAACCAUUCUCAACCUGCAGAAUGAUGCUCUGGUUGCUGAGUUGUUCGGUACUGAGAUUUG